Prorocentrum cordatum is the source of this 633-nucleotide messenger RNA. Lineage: Eukaryota; Dinophyceae; Prorocentrales; Prorocentraceae. The record is from the annotation of a GenBank genome assembly.
AGGCGCUCGACGCGCAGCGCGCGGAGCACGCGCGCGAGCUCGCCGCGGCCCACGGGCGCCUCGAGGAGGCCGCGGUGGACGCUGACCGCGCGGGCGCGCGCGAGGCGCGCGAGGCGCGCGAGGCACUGCGGCGCACGGAGGAGCUGCACGCCGCGCGGGAGACGGCGCUGCGGCGGGAGGGCGAGGAGGCCCGCGGGAAUUUACGCGACGCCCAGCGGCUCAUGGCGCUGCUCUGGAGGAGGGAAGGCGCAGGCGGCCUCGCGCUUGGCGGCCCAGCCGCUGGCAGAGAAGCACCUCCCGCUGCGCCGCGGCCGCCACGCUGGAGCGCCAGGAAGCUGAGGACAUCGGCGACGACGGGGGCCCUGUGACCGGCUCGGUGCGCCGAUAGGGCGCCUCGGAGGCGAGAGGCAUCGGGAGCGGCACCACGGCACCGAAGUUGGUCCUCGCUGCCGAACUCUGGCGCGGGCUUGAGCGGCCUCGAAGAGGGGCACGCGCCAGGCGAGGAAUUCGAGACCCUCUCGGGCGAUGACCGCUUCACUGGCACUGAGAGGGAGUUCGAUGGAAGAGUCGACCACACGCAAGAGUGACCCUUCGGCGGGGUGGUCUAUGGUGCAGGCCCACAGAAGUCCCCCG